Myripristis murdjan (pinecone soldierfish) is the source of this 4212-nucleotide messenger RNA. Its product is annotated as claudin domain-containing protein 1-like. The transcript is spliced from 4 exons. The coding region runs from base 806 to 1564 and encodes 252 amino acids. The record is from RefSeq and is a predicted model, not a curated record. Gene Ontology annotation, cellular component: membrane. NCBI's taxonomy places the organism in Eukaryota, Metazoa, Chordata, Actinopteri, Holocentriformes, Holocentridae.
CCAGUGGCCCUCAACAAUCAAAUCUCAGCUACAUGUUAUUUCACCGGGCUCCACAUGGCCUUACAAUCAAAUGUUAUUUCUCUAAAAUGAGAUUAUCCCAUAAUGCGAUGGUCCUCUGGCAUGUUCAUUUGAGGCCAACAGUGCCACAAUUUUUCAUAGCAACCAAAAAUAAUAAAAACAGGCGUCAGAUAGGAUGUGAGAGAUCAAAUCUGGGUUUCAGCCGAGGAGAAACACUAAGACCUACAAUACCCAGGGUUCAUGUGUACAUGCAGCCGGAAGAGGAAAAUGCAUGGAUUAAUGUGUUUACAACUCAACAAAUCAAGCUCGGCGUCCACCGGUACCGCUUCCAUUAACCGGGCUGAUGCCGUCUGCCUGUAGCAUGCGGUUCUGGGUGCUGCUGACACUGCCUCUCGCUGUGUGUCUUUAGUAAGGACUCGUGUGGUUGUUGUGGCGCACACAGCGAAUCUGUGGCAGCAGCGUCAGACCACCCACCAUCUGUAGCGGCGGCGGACUGUGGAAGUGGGACACGGGAACAGAUGGCGCAUCCAAGCCGGUCUGCAGGGCUACUGACGCUGAAUAAGAGAGCAGAGCUGGAGAUGAAUACGGCGGUCAUUAUCAAUCAUUGAGAAGUAAGUCUCUGGGUGCUGCUCUGUAUCCUCGCAGAGCCGAGGAUGCUGGAGUGACUGGGAUAAUUCAGGGUUAGGAGCGCCGUCGCAAAUUGCCAAAUCGACACGGAUUGAUGCGCAGCCGCUCGGCCGCUGGGAUCGACUUAAUCCCUUUUUACGUGUGUCGAAGUUGGUGAACAAUGGUUGACAACCGCUACGCCACGGCUUUGGUCAUCAGCUGCGUCCUCAGCAUCCUGGCGACGGUGUAUCUGUCCGUGGCCAUCGGGACGCAGCACUGGUACCAGUACAGCAGCCCGGCCGUCCGCGGGGAGGCCAACGUGUCCGAGCUGCGCUCCCUGCAUGAGGAGUUCAUGGACGGGGAGUUUGACGAGAAAACCUACAGCGACACCCUGUUCCGCCUCAACGGGACCGUGGGCCUGUGGUGGCGGUGCGUCCUCGUUCCCGCCAACGCCCACUGGUUCAAGGAGACAGAUGUCAAGAUGGUGAUGGAGUGUCGGAGCUUCACUCUACCUCAGCAGUUCACUCCCAAGUACAAAGAACCAGGGAACCACAACAGUGGAGAAGACAUGCUGCGCACCUACCUGUGGAGGUGCCAGUUUCUGCUGCCUCUGGUGUCCCUGGGUCUGGUGGUGUUGGCAGGCCUGAUUGGGUUCUGUGCCUGCCUCUGCCGAAGCCUCACUCCAACCCUGGGCAUAGGAGUACUCCACUUGCUGGCUGGGCUCUGCACCCUUGCCACGGUGUGCUGCUACCUGGCUGGGAUGGACCUGCUCCACCGGGUGUCGGUGCUGCCUGACAAGGUGGACGGCUCUCUGGGCUGGUCACUCUACCUGGCGCUCAUUUCCUCCCCACUGCACAUGAUGGCCGCAGCACUGCUGGUGUGGGCGGCACGCAGCCACAGUCAGAACUACUACCGCAUGACCGCCUACCGGGUGGCCUAGACUGACCACAGAUAAGUCUGGUGUCAUCAGUUCUUGGUUUUUGCCCUGUUUAAAAAUCACAUUUACAGUUGAUCUCAGAGGGAGGAGAUGAGGAUUAAUCUGCUCAGUUUGCCCUCUGGUGGAUUAAAGUGCAUGUACACUGUAGUAAUGAUCCUAUGUGCUGCAUUAAAAGAUUUGAUUUUUAUCUCUGUGGGGACGAAGGAUUGGUUUGGAAAAGGUCAGUUGGUGACCCAGAAAGAGAUGUAUGUUACAGCAUAUGAUUGGUUACUUCAGGACUUUUACAUAAUGGCUUAUAUGUUUGGGGUCAGCUGCCACCUAGUUAGCAUCCCUAGGCAGAGGUUUGCCGUCAUCAUCACUGUAGCAGUCCUGUCUCAGCUGCUUUAACAUACAGUUGAAGGGUGAAGUUGUUAUAUUUCUCGGGAUGGGGUGGAGGUCAGACUUUAAGAGCACAGUGAAAAGUGAAUCAGCAGUUACUAUAUAUAUAUACACUGUACUGUUACAAAGGAUUUAAAGCUCUCUCCUCCCUUUGUUUUUUUACUUGAGUGGAGUAUUUAUUUCUGACAAUCAUUAAAAGAACACGCCAAGUUCGGGGGAAAAUUAUAUUUUUGUCUGUCGUGUCCAGAGUCAGAUGAGAUAGCAAUAGUACAACAGCAACAGGACUGCAUGUUGACUGAGUUAACAUAAUGAAUGUGUGAACGGGGAAACAACUUGCAUAACAAAAAAGACAAAAAAGAAGAAAACUAGGAGAGUGCACGCAGUAGAGUGCAGAUCUACGCCAUGUGUAUCUCCUCUUUUCCAAGCCAGGGAGACGCAGCAGCUACAUGUAGUUUCAAAUGCUUUACAAACCACAAAUUGAAUUACUGCGUGACUCAUAAUACAUUACAGUGGCCAGCCAGGCGUUUGUUGCUCUUCGCUGGAAGUUAUAUUGCGAUUGACAGAAACCGGUUUCCAAAAGAGCACUAAUUAAAAAACAAAAUUCAAAAUUACAGUCUCUCUGUUUCUCUUUCCUCAUUUUUUUUACCAUGGAGAUGUGAGGCUCUGUGACCUAAUUAAACUCCUGAUCUGACAUUUUUUUUUGCUUGUCAGCAGUGGUAAAAUGUAGGUCCUGGAUUUUUUCAUCCACAAAUGGAGCAGACAUGGCCACAAUUGCAUAAAAAAACAACAAAAAAACGAGCUAAACAGUGAAUCAGGUAAGAAAGUGACAGUGACCCAGCAGUAUAAGCAGAGAGGGAUGGCAAGAGAGCUGCGAGGUAGAUGGUGAAUGUAGUGAGGGAGAGAGAGAGAGAGAGAGAGAGAGGGGUGUUGGUCGAGUGAGGUAGAUGGUGAAUGGAAGUACCUAUAAUAAACACUUUGCAAAGGUUUUACUCAUAGCAACCACAAGAAGUUCUUCUUGUGCCAAAAGUGUGCACAAAAACAUUUUGGACGAUAAGUCCAGUAGUUUCCAAGACCAGUCCUGGAUAUUAAAACCAAAACCAAAAAAAAAAAACCAAACAAACGCAAAGCCAUCUUUCUCGACUAUAUAUUCAACCACUAAGAUGUUCUUUAUUCUAACUAAGUUAACAUGCAGUUUGAUGCUGUGGACCGAACGCACAGGCAUUAGCUGCAUCCUCUCAUCCUCCCCUGGAUAAGACAGACGGAAGCAAACUUUCCCAAACUUGGCAUGCUUCGUUCAGGUCAGACUGUGGUUACGUUUAUAAUUUGAUGGUCCAGUACAAUGUUUCGUUUGCUAUUUUUAAGAAUAUUUUCAAUGUUUUGACUGAUUUUGUAGACUUUCGUAGACGUAUUGAGGAUGAUACUGAGCCAUUACUUAGAAUAGUCUCUUCCCCUUUUCAUGUAUUGUUUACUCCACCUUAUAUCCUAAUAUUUAUUGGUCUCUAUAUCCUUUUAUGAUAUGAGUUGUGUUUACCUUUAUUUAAUGUUUUAUUUAUUUGCCAUAUACUUAUCUUUUGUCCUUGAUUUUCAGUUGGUUUAUUUCUACAUCAUCAUCAUGGUAGGGGGGGACUCAAGACUCAAUUUUAUCCUAUAAAGCAUUAUGAAUGUAUUUUUAAGGCCAUAUUCAGAUAAGCUACUAUCCUCCUUUGCACUUAAAUUAUUUUUGAACAUAUCCUGAAUGUUGCAGUUGGUCAUGAGGAUUUCCGAUUUUUCCUGUUUUGAAGAUAAUGGAAAUGUCUCGAUAAUCAAAUGAAUGGAGAAAGGAAAAAAAAAAACAAUCAUCAAACCUAAAAUCAUUGUAUAUGGAAACAGAUGAUGUGUCCAUAAAUACAUAACACCACAUACAAUAUUUUUUAAAAAAGUGGUCGUUGGUAGGAGUGUGUGUUCAGACAUCAAGCCGCUGAUUAAAAAAUCAUGGAGUUUUCAGACAGAUUGUACUUAUCCACAUAUCCUGCCUUUAAAUGCAACAAAUGGUUCAAUCCCUGACUCUGGUGUAGCAUAAAUAUAUGGCAAAUGUUAUUGUAUGACUUUGCUAUUGUGAAACCACGGUGAAUGUGCCCUGCAUUCUCCAUUAGUGAACCUGUGUGGAUCGGCUAAUGGCACGCUUAAAAAUUGUGUGUGUGAGUGUGUGUGUAUGUGCACAAACGCACGUGUUUGUCCGUGUUCCAAGUAACUGCUGUCAUUAUUCCAAUAAACUUUUUUUUUUAAUUUAUUUU